Molecule: messenger RNA, 1141 nt
Organism: Epinephelus fuscoguttatus (brown-marbled grouper)
Lineage: Eukaryota; Metazoa; Chordata; Actinopteri; Perciformes; Serranidae
Product: stomatin-like
Exons: 7
Coding region: 151-1026 (291 amino acids)
Cellular component (GO): plasma membrane
Source: RefSeq, a predicted model, not a curated record
AGGGCGGGUUCUACCGUCGCAAUCCAAGGCACGAGACAGACCAAACAUUACCAGCCGUUAGUGCAGAUUAAUGGCUUGAAAAUAAUACAAACCUUCUCCGGUACUUUGAACCAAAAUUAUAUAAAUUCAUUAAUUACUAAAUCAGCUGAGAUGCGGAGGGUAAUGUCCGGAAUGAACAGAGUGGGAGUCGAGGAUGAAUUUGUUGUUGAAAACGUCAAACAGAACUGGAAAGAUGGAGGGAGGAGGAGUGGCGGCGUGAUGGAGAUCGUCGGGGCGGUGCUGACCGUGUUGUCCGUGGUCUUCAUCCUCUUCACCUUCCCCCUCACAGCCUGGAUGUGUGCUAAGGUCAUCCGGGAGUAUGAGAGGGCUGUUAUAUUCAGACUGGGCCGUGUUGUUAAAGGACGAGCUAAAGGACCUGGUCUGUUUUGGGUCAUUCCCUGGCUGGACGUCAUCCAGAAGGUGGACCUGAGGACAGUAUCCUUUAACAUCCAGCCACAAGAGGUUCUGACUGCAGAUGGGGUGCCUUUAAAGGUGGAUGCUGUCUUGUUUUAUCGAGUAGUGGACCCCUCCCUCUGGGUGAUGCGUGUUAAAAAUGGCUACCAGGCCACGCACACGCUGGCCCAGACGACCCUUAGGGCCACACUGGGUGCACACACUCUGACAGACAUACUGAUGCAGAGGACGGGCAUUUCAAAGAGGAUGGAAGAGGUGCUGUGCGCUGCAUCCAGACUGUGGGGCGUUCAGGUGGAGCGGGUGGAGCUGAAAGACCUGACUGUCCCUGUCAGUCUGCAGCGCUGCAUGGCUUCAGUGGCUGAGGCAGCCAGGAACGCCAGGGCAAAGGUGAUUGUGGCAGAAGGAGAGGUGAAGGCAUCCCGUGCUUUAAAGGAGGCAGCAUCAGGACUUUCCCCCGUUGCUCUCCAACUGAGAUACCUGCAGUCAUUGUCCUCCGUCCAGAGCAGCGCGUCCAUCGUGGUCUUCUCUCUCCCCAUAGAGCUCCUCGACAUGUUUAUCCCCCAUCUUCCUUAGCUCUCCAUCUGAUUGUCUUUUCAGGGAGAUAGAGAGGUAGACCGAGCUGUAUAAUGCAGAAGAAUCAUCAAAACAACAAUUCACUAGCUUGUUUAAGUUUCUUCCAGAUGUAUGA